AAUGGAAAAUGUUGUGAGGCAUUCGCCAAAUAUCGACUAUGACCUUCCGUUGCACCCUGUUGCCCCUACUGCUGCUGCUGGCACUGGCCAUGGCCCUCCUCAGUAGCCCCUCACUCAACCGCGCGGCUAUGGCGCUCGAGUUCAUGGAUGACGGAGCAUUUGUGAACGACGAGGGGCACCCAGUGGAUGAGGAAUCCUCCGCAGAAGCACCAGCCAUAUCGACAGGCUAUACCCGGGACACGAUUGCACAUUUCAAUCCGCGCAAGUCAGAUGCCGGCUUCCGUCAGCUCUGGGAGCGCAUUCCCCUGCAGAAAGUGGACGUGAUCAAGCGACGAUAGGAGAUAGGGAGGUGUGUAAGCCCAACCCAAAUCGUGACCAAAUAAUCUAUAUUAUACUCGUAUACAUAUGAAAACUUACUUGAAUACGUUGUCCGACGAGCCAAUGUGCUCAGAAUGGAAUAAACUAUGCUAUCGAUAGAGCACAUUCUGG
Molecule: messenger RNA, 489 nt
Organism: Drosophila persimilis
Lineage: Eukaryota; Metazoa; Arthropoda; Insecta; Diptera; Drosophilidae
Exons: 2
Coding region: 39-338 (99 amino acids)
Source: RefSeq, a predicted model, not a curated record